AUGUUUCAGUCACAUAAUCGUACAAGCACCGACUGUGUGACUAGUGGUAUCUGCAUACCAAACCUGCUGCAGAUACAGUUUUGGAGCAAUUUGCCGCAAAUCCUCUGCGUCGUUGAACACACCGGGUGUGAUAGCUUUGGACCAGUCCGAGAUGAAAUUGGAUUAAUACCCUGCCCUGAAGCCAGGUAUAACCGGAGCCCUAUAGUCCUGGUGGAAAACAAGCUUGGUGUGGAGAGUUGGUGUGUCAAGUUUCUUCUGCCGUAUGUCCACAAUAAACUUCUCCUCUACAGACAAAGAAAACAGUGGCUGAACAAGGAUGAACUGAUUGAUAUCACAUGUACACUGCUGCUGCAAUUCUCCACUGCUUGGAAUGUAAGGAAAGAAUUAAUACUGUCUGGCACUUUAAAUCCACUUAAAGAUCUGCAUCUUGGAAAACUGGCGUUAACCAAGUUUCCAAAGAGCCCAGAAACGUGGAUUCAUAGACGAUGGGUGCUGCAACAACUAAUUCAGGAAAACUCCUUGCCCACUCUUGUGACUAAAGGAAACUUGGGAGCAGCACCUGUGGAGAGAAUUCACCGACUAGUGCAGGAGGAAAUGGAUGUCUGCUCUGAAGCUGCUGGGAGAUAUCCAAGCAACUACAAUGCCUGGUCCCAUCGCAUCUGGGUUUUGCAGCACUUGGGAAAGCUGACUGUCAAGCUUCUUCUUGAUGAACUUUCUUCCACUAAAUAUUGGGUGUCCACGCAUGUUUCAGACCAUAGUGGAUUUCAUUACCGGCAGUUCUUACUGAAGUCCUUGAUAGGCAGAACUGUGCCUGACAAUGAUAUACUGAUACAAAAACAAAUGGUAAAAGAGCAAAACCCUAGCCUUCAAAAGAAGGAGGAAAGUGAAGGGGCAGAGGCUGCCUGUGCAGAAGAACAGAGCACGGAUCUCCCCCGUCGUUUAGAGGAAGAAUUAGAACUCUGCACUGAUUUGAUUGAUACUUACCCAGGUCAUGAAACUUUGUGGUGUCAUAGGAGGCGUGUGUUCUACCUUCAGCACCACCUAAGCAACAAAAUUCCUCUUCUAAAUAUGGUAUUGUCAUCUGGGGACAGCAGUGAAGAAACUUUGAAUAAUUCACAACCCAGUCCUGCGACCAGUCACUUGGCACAAGCUAUGGAUGUUGAUGGUUUGAAUGAAUGCAGCAGCAAGCAAGGUUAUACCCAAGAAACAAAACGUCUGAAGCGUGCCCCUGUGCAGGACUCUCUUGGCCCAGAAAUGGAGUACAGGUUCAUUGACAAAGUUUUAUCAACCUGUAGAGACGUGGAACAAAUCAGAUUUGCUACUGCAUAUAGAAAAUGGUUAGUUACUUUUUUAGGUCAGUGAAGGAAAAGUUCAAAGCCUGCAGGGUUCUUCUUUUAGUGCAAUAUUCUCUUUUCAGACACAAAUGCAUGUCUUGUUUGCAAGUGUUAGCUAACCAUGUGGUUCUCACUCUUUUAAUGGUCAGUGCUACAGUUCGUAUUCAGAGUAGAUGUCUGUCACUUUAUUUAUUAAAGAGCUGGCAUACCAUGUUACUAGGCAUAUGCAGUUUGCUAUUCUUUAAUCCUUUUAAAAAGUCACCCUCUUUCAACUUGUGGCAGCUUCCUAUUAUACUUCUCUUCUAUUUUUUAACUUCUGUAUUAAGAUGGACUCUGAAUAAUUUGGCUUAAAGAAAAAAAGUCUGAAAUGUUUUUGAAACAGGUGGAGUGUCUGCAAAAGAAAUAGGAGCAUCUGUCAGCAUCAGCUUAACCUGUUUCCAGGUUGUUGUUCUUCACUGUAGUAGAUCCUGCUGGUAUCUUACAAAAGCUUAUUGGGUUCAGGCUUUAUUCAGUGAGGGCUAUUACUUUUGUAUUAAUAAUCUUUCGUAGAAGACCAGACUGCAAUGUUUCUUCUUCCAGUUUCCAUUAACAGUAUUGGAGUCAUGCUUUCUAUUAUUGUAAUUUGGAUUUUUUUUUUUGCUUGUUAGUUGUCACAGAGGUUUGAUAUGAAAGUCUAUGAAGUUAAAAUUCUUAAAAGCACAUGCAGGAAAAUGAACUAAUUUUCUUCCUUGUUACAUGCGUGCACACACAUUCACAGCCAGAACUAUAUUGGAAACAUUUUUCUUUGAACAGACGUCUUUAUGUUCAUUUCGUACUCUGUAUUUAUUUAUUUAUUUUACCUCAACAAUCCAGAGUUAAUGACACUUGAUACAUAUUUCUGAAUGUAUUGUGUACACUACAGAAUUUCAGCCUACUAAAUCACAUAUUUAAAAGUUGUACAUGAACCAAGACUGUGCAAGUCCAAUAGAUGAUGGGGCAAAAAGUAAUUCUGUUGAUUGGUCAUUGAAACUAUGCAGUUUUAAAAAAGGCAGGAGGGAGCUCUCUUCCCUUUUUUCCUUUUUCAGGGCUUCAGUUUUUUGGAGU
Struthio camelus australis is the source of this 2417-nucleotide messenger RNA. The record is from RefSeq and is a predicted model, not a curated record. NCBI's taxonomy places the organism in Eukaryota, Metazoa, Chordata, Aves, Struthioniformes, Struthionidae.